Ilyonectria robusta is the source of this 1438-nucleotide messenger RNA. RefSeq lists its product as uncharacterized. The coding region runs from base 1 to 1176 and encodes 391 amino acids. The record is from RefSeq and is a predicted model, not a curated record. Gene Ontology annotation, molecular function: RNA binding. The transcript has 4 exons. NCBI's taxonomy places the organism in Eukaryota, Fungi, Ascomycota, Sordariomycetes, Hypocreales, Nectriaceae.
AUGUCUGCCGCCAACACCAACACCAACGUGGAUGCUGCCGUUAAUGACGUCGCAAACACUCUGAGCAAUACCUCCAUCAGCAAGCCUGCCGAUGACAAGACGGCCGCCAACGAGGCCGCCUCGGCCAGCGCUGCUGAGGGCCGCCGCCUCUACAUCGGCAACCUGGCCUAUGCGACAACUGAGGGGGAGUUGAAGGACUUCUUCAAGAACUAUCUUGUUGAGUCUGUGUCGAUCCCCAAGAACCCUCGUACCGACCGCCCUGUCGGCUACGCCUUUGUCGAUCUCUCUACUCCUACUGAGGCUGAGCGCGCUAUCGAGGAGCUCUCUGGCAAGGAGAUCCUGGAGCGCAAGGUCUCUGUUCAGCUCGCUCGCAAGCCCGAGCCCGCUGGUGAGAAGACUGAGGGUGCCAACGGUGAGGGUUCUGGCACGGAGGGCUCCCGUCGCCGAGCUUCCGGACGUGGUCGUGGCCGUGGCCGCGGUCGUGCUGGCCGUGCUGGUCGCGGUGGCCGUGCUGACGGUGCUGUUGAGAAGAAGGAGGGCGAGACCGUCGAGGCUGUUGCUGCUACCGACGAUGCUGCCGCUGCAGCUGCAGCACCAGCCACUUCUGAGGUUCAACCUUUGACAGACAUCACAAACAAGAUCGGCACUGACGAGACCACGAAGACCUCAAAGACUCAAGCUGCCCGCCCUCAGCGCGAAGCCCGUGAGCGCCGUGAGCGUGGCCCUCCCGCUGAUGGAAUUCCUUCCAAGACCAAGGUCAUGGUCGCCAACCUCCCUUACGACCUGACCGAGGAGAAGCUUAUUGAGCUCUUCCAACCCUAUGAGCCCUCUUCCGCCAAGAUCGCCCUCCGACCUAUUCCUCGAUUUAUGAUCAAGAAGCUUCAGGCUCGGGGCGAGGCUCGCAAGGGACGUGGCUUCGGCUUCGUCACCCUUGCUUCCGAGGAGCAGCAGCAGAAGGCCGUUACUGAGAUGAACGGCAAGGAGAUUGAGGGUCGUGAGAUCGCCGUCAAGGUGGCCAUCGACAGCCCCGACAAGACCGACGAGGAGGCCAACGCCCCCGAGGGCGAGACCAACGGCCAGCAGGAGGCUGCCGCCACCCCUGCCGCCAGUGCUCCUGCAGUAGUUGAGGCCGCCAAGGCCCCCGCUGCCGCCGCUCCCACUACCACUGCCGCUUAAAUAUUAGGCUGGCAAGUUCCAUGGGCCUGGAGAGACAUCCAGCCUAAAUGAACACACUUACGAUAUGGCAUGCGAUUUCGACGAUUUCUCUUACGGUAGAUUCUUGCUACACGAAUCAAAGAAGAACAAAGGCGUUGCACCUAACCUGGGACCGGGAAGACGUAACCAGCAUUUGUUGGAACUCUUUAGAUCUCGGGAUGGUGUUUUCUGACGGCCUUGACUUUGUUUUCUUGACAUCAUAAUAUCUCCAUAAUCGGAGCCC